Cuculus canorus (common cuckoo) is the source of this 7257-nucleotide messenger RNA. RefSeq names its product zinc finger and BTB domain containing 1 (gene ZBTB1). The transcript has 2 exons. Lineage: Eukaryota; Metazoa; Chordata; Aves; Cuculiformes; Cuculidae. Gene Ontology annotation, molecular function: protein binding. Gene Ontology annotation, biological process: negative regulation of transcription by RNA polymerase II; regulation of immune system process; regulation of cytokine production. The coding region runs from base 4161 to 6296 and encodes 711 amino acids. The record is from RefSeq and is a predicted model, not a curated record.
AUGCUGUUCUCCAAAGCACUGCUCAUUGCUGUGAGAGCUUCCCUUUUGUCCCCCAGUCUCAUUCACUUCACAUCCUCCAAAUGCUGUGCUGAAUGAGCAGAGAUCUUGUGUUGUUGCUGCUUAUCUGCCCCUGGACAGAUGAGCCUUUGGUAAGAGGAGAGCUGGAAGACUGUGCUACAAUAUAUACAUAAAUGGCAGCUGAAUGACUCCUCCAUUGAUGAUGACAUUUCUUGUGUAUACACUUAGCAUUGAAACUUGCGUUUCCUAUAAAAAGGACCUGUUUUAAUUCCAAUGCCUGCUUUUUUCCCAAAGCAAACUUCAGAAAUAGGUUGCAGCAUUGAACCACCCACAAUGGUGAUAAAUGCAAAUCUCUGACAUUUUAGCAAUUAAAGUAACAAAAUAACGGUAAAUGAUCAUUUUCUGAGAACUCAAAUGAGAACUUGAUCUUGGUGGGAAGGAGUUUGUCAGCAAGCCUGUGAUAUUUGCUGUUGGCAAAAGGAUUGCAGAAUCGGAAAUACAGUGUUCUGUUCCAGCUGUGAUGGCGUGAAUACUGUAAUUGUUUUCCACUCAUUCCCCAGCAAAAGCAUGUCUUAUAUUUUUUACCCCUUCUACUGUUGCCCCAGCCGCUUGGCUCCUCUCAGCCCCUUGCCCAAGCACUUUCCCUCCACCAGUUAGAUCCUCAUUGCACUGAUUUUUAAUUCCCACUGCUGCUUCCUAAUCCCAGUCCCCUCCUUUUGGCUCAGCACUCUGCUCCCAGCCUACCUCUCCAUGCCCUCCUGAUUUCCAGAGGUUUCCAUUUGCAUCCUUCUUACAGUUCCCAGUCUUCCUGCAUUUUCAUUAAGUCCCUUCCUGGGUUUGGCUCUCACAAGCCAGAACUAGACAUCGUCUCCCUCUGGCUGCCGGGAGGGAUGGACAAGCAGAGCAGUCUCCGGUGAGCCCUGCUGCUGGCUUGUGACUUUCUGGAGGUGGCACAUAGAAUGGUUUGGGUUGGAAGGGACCUUUAAAGGUCAUCCAGUCCAACCUCCUGCAAUAAGCAGGGUCAUCUUCAACUUGAUCAGGUUGCCUAGAGUCCUGCCCAACCUGACUGUGAAUGUUUCCAGGGAAGGAGCAAUUCAUUACCUCUCUAGGCAACCUGUGUCAGUGUUUCAGCACCUGCACUGUAAAAAAUUCCUUCCUUAUAUCUAGCCCAAAUUUACCCUCUUUUAGUUUAAAAUGAUGGCAGAAGUUGGGGUAAAAUGAGGUUUUUGCCCUGCGUGGGAUGGUGGCUUGUGUACAAAGGAGCUGCAGGAGGAUGAAAUGUUCUCAGUGAGGCUGUAAUCUGAGAUUUUUAGUAACUAACAAAAGCCUUAAGUGUGAACAAACUGGUAUUUUUUUCUCUUCUUCUCCCACUCAGGCUUAUACCUUGGACAAAUUCCGGCACAUUUUUGUAUCGUGACAACAUAUCUAAGAUCUAGCACUUUCUUCCAUAUGAAAUCUUUCUUCCAAGAAGAGAAAUGUUUUUGAUUUUUUAAAGAAAAAGUAGUAAUCUACCUAUAUGAGAGCUUUUUCUUAUCCUCAUUUUUGGAACUCUUUUGGCUGAAAUUUUCUGUCAAGGGGGAAAAAAAAAAUCAGUCCAAAGCUGACAGUGCAGAAGGGAAGUUUUACUUUUGCUGGUUGAAAUGUGUCAAGGUUUUAAAUAACCCAACUCAGGCUCUCAUAGCGGGAAGCGUUGGCAGCUGUAAAUAUAUAGUUACAUCCAACAGGUUAAUACAGUCACUAUGCCAGUACUUUCAUUAACGUAAAUAACUUCAAACGCUCUCUAUUUUAAUACCUAUGUGUAGUAGUACUGCAGUAGAGGUCGGGGAUGUAUCUGAGCACCUUGCCAUCAAGUGACCUCAUGCUCAGGCUGUUUUUUUCCGGAGUGGUGGCAGGAGGUUGGCAUUGCCAACGGGUUGGGUUUGUGUAUGCAUGCUGAAGGCUGUGCAUGCUGAAAGCUCUGCAAAAGUUCCCCUGUUAAAAGGAGAAAUAUCGUUCAGCUUUUCCAAAGAAGAAGGAAACUUAGAAAAGAUGACUUUGUGUCCUCUCACUCCAGUGGAUAUCAAAUCGCUCCCACUGUUUGGAAAUGCCUCCGUCUACACGUGUUUGCGUGUAGUUCAUGGCCUUCUUCUUGGUGCAGUGCUGUUUUGCUAUUGGAAGACAUGAUGAAAUACUUUUAGUCUAGAAAAUAAAUAAAUAAAAAAUUUAGAACUUGCCAUUUUAUGAGCAUGAGGAGAUGAAAAUGAGCUGUCCUGAGCCUUUUCUUGCCUUGAUGGCAGUGCUCACCGAGGGGCCAGUGGUGCCUUAGGUUGCAUCUUCUCACUUCUUCGUUGGUUAACACUGUUUUAAUGUGGAAGUAGAAGUCAAUUUUUUGCCGUUAUGCAGCUGCUGUUCUUCGUAUUUGAUAUAGCUUACUGAAUUACAUUUAAGCAUCUAUGAAUCACCUCAAAUCCAAAACACAGUCACACGUGGAAGGAUAUAAAGUGCACUUCUGUUAUUAAUUGGUGUUGAGAGUUUUGCUGUUUUUCACAGCAAAGAAGAAUCUGAAGUUACCCUGUGGCUUAGACAAUAAUCAGUUUUCUGUAGAAAAGACGUGAUGCUGUUUCAUAGAUUCUCCUACUUUGGAAGCCUCCCUUUUGCAAGUUAGUAAGAAAGCCAUUAAAUUAAUUCCAUGCAAUGACUUGUAUUGCUGCCGUGAAUAUCGCUGGGCCAGACUGGUCAGAGAAGUAUUAUGGCAAGGUGCUUGCCUUGAGUUUUGGGCAUGGAGGACAGAGUUGAGAGGAGCAGCUUCCAUUCAGAUGCUCAUUAUCAGUGUAGUUCAACCCAGAUCUCAAGGUUCUUGUUGCCAGACAAGGAACUGAUGGUGAUCCAUAAGUACUUGUGUGUGAAUUGGCAAUAGGGAAUAUUGCGGGGUGUGGUGAGUGUGUUCUUAUCUUGAGAGCUUGAACGUGUUUCUUCCAUGGCAGCACUUUGUAGAAUGAAGAAUGGUGACUUAAUGUUAGGUUUGCUACUAAAGAAGCCAGGCAGUGCUUACAACUUGUGAAUUCAACAUUAAUUGAGUAAUUUAAUUUCCCUACCUAUUUCCAAGCCUCAAGGAGAUGUAAGCUGUCAGGGGAAUAAGAAGAAACAGGGAUAGUUUUGUGUGUAUUUUGUUUAAAUUUUGGACAGCUGAAAGAAUGGUUGCAAAUCAACCCAUGCAUUUCCUUGAGUCAUAAAAUGCCAUUUAAUAUAUGUUGUUUGUUAGCUUAUACUGCAUUUAUAGAAAUCUCUCACAGCUAUUUGUGUUGUUUGCAAUAACCUUUCAAAAUGUUAUGAAUGCUUGUUGUUAUUUUGGGGGUUUAAUUUCAGUUGGGGUGUUCUUUAUAGCUUCUUUUGUUUUCUUACCCUCUCCCCAAGUAGUUAGUACAGAUGAUGUGUUAUCAGUAAAUGUUUUCCACAGUGAGUAGUGACUGGCUGUUGGAUCUGGACAUACAGUUGAGUUUAUCUUCUGUAAAUCAAAUGCACACCUCCUGCAUACAAUACAUUUCUUCUGGGUGUUUUGGUCAACCUAAACUAGUAUGUUCUCUUUCUUUUUUCUUCUGAGAGUAAAUUAGCUCUUUCACUCACAGCAACUUCCAUCACUCACAGACCUAUCGCUUUAGUCUUUUUCGAGGUUUCAUUUCACUGUGGCUCCACUUCUGGCUUGCUGUCCUUCACGGUCGCUGAGUUUUUCUUUGUCCAGUCUCCCGACUACAUGUUUUAGUUAUCUUGCAGCGCUCUGAGCAAGUGAUUUUGAGAGCAGUUGGAGGUAUGGCGUGCACCACUUCCUGCCGCUCUGCAGUCCGUGCGGCUGGCGUGCAGCUAGCCUGGUCACCAUCUGCUUGCAUGUGGGACGUGCCAUCACAGCCAGGCUGCCCUCUGCUUCUGAGAAUGCAUUGGAGUUUGCAGUUCUUGGUUUGCAAAAUGCCUUGCAGAUAAGGUUGAGACUGUCCCUGAGCUGCCCCGGAGAGCAAAAAGUGUGUGGAUGUGGAUGCUCCACUGAUAUAUCUUGGUUUCCUUUAAUGGAGAAGGAAAGACCAGUUUGAGCCUGGCCUGUUUUCUAGUAUGGGUUGCAUGAUGUGCCUGUUGGAGUGACAGGUGAAAAAGGGCUGUAAUUGAAGUACAAGAUGGCAAGAACCAGCCACAGCAACUAUGUGCUUCAGCAGCUAAACAACCAAAGAGAGUGGGGCUUUCUGUGUGACUGUUGUAUUGCUAUCGAUGAUAUUUAUUUUCAAGCACAUAAAGCAGUUCUUGCUGCGUGCAGCUCCUAUUUUAGGAUGUUUUUUAUGAACCAUCAACACACUACAGCCCAGCUGAAUUUAAGCAACAUGAAGAUUAGCGCUGAAUGCUUUGAUCUGAUUUUACAGUUCAUGUAUUUAGGAAAAAUUAUGACAGCCCCUGCCAAUUUUGAGCAAUUUAAAGUGGCCAUGAACUAUUUGCAGCUAUAUAACGUUCCUGAAUGUCUAGAAGAUAUACAGGACACAGACUCAUCUAGUUUAAAAUGUUCAUCUUCUGCUUCUAGUACCCAAAAUAGUAAAAUGAUAUUUGGCGUGAGAAUGUAUGAAGAUGCGCUUGCUAGAAAUGGCAGCGAAGCAAACAGGUGGGGCAUGGAGCCACCAAGUUCAACAGUAAACACAUCCCAUAACAAAGAGCCUGACGAAGAAGCUUUACAGAUAAACAGCUUCCCUGAACAACUGUUUGAUGUCUGCAAAAAGACCACCACAUCCAAGUUCUCUCACACAAAAGAACGCGUGUCACACUCGCGCCGUUUUGGAAGAAGCUUCACCUGCGACAGCUGCGGGUUUAGUUUUAGCUGUGAAAAGCUACUGGAUGAGCAUGUGUUAACGUGCACUAACAGGCAUUCUUACCAAAGUGCCAGGUACUACAGCACUGAAAAAACAGACUUUAGCGAAAAGGACUCUACUUCUAAAAUAAUCUCCACGCAAACAGAAAAAUACAAGGGGGACUCGAGCCAGCCAGCGGACGGCUCUUCAUCUCCUGUGUCAAACAUCACAAGCAGAAAAAGCAGCACGGUUGCCCCCGAGACAUCAGGUGAAGAAGGAAGUAGAGCCUCUGAAAGGAAGAGGAUUAUCAUCAAGAUGGAACCAGAGGACAAUCCUGCAGAUGAGCUGAAGGAUUUUAAUAUUAUUAAGGUGACAGAUAAAGACUGCAAUGAAUCUUCUGACAACGACGACCUAGAUGAUGAACAGGAAGAGCCGCUUUACAGAUACUAUGUUGAGGAAGAGAUCAGGGAGAAGAGAAAUGCUCGGAAGACUUUAAAACCCCGUUUGUCCGUGGAUGAGGAUGAAAGAAAGUGUUUGAAAAGUCCGCGGCACCUUAACAGGAAGGCUCCUUCAGUACAGGAAGACGUGGAGAAUGCUCCCUGUGAACUUUGUGGGCUAACAAUCACCGAGGAAGAUUUGUCCUCUCAUUAUUUAUCCAAACACAUAGAAAAUAUAUGUGCUUGUGGCAAAUGUGGUCAAAUACUGGUCAAAGGCAAGCAGCUACAGGAUCAUGCGCAGACCUGUGGAGAACCCCAGGAUCUGACCAUGAAUGGUAUCCGAAAUCCUGAGGAGAAAAUGGACUUGGAAGAAAACCCCGAGGAGCAGUCGGAAAUAAGGGACAUGAUGUUUGCAGAGAUGCUAGAGGACUUCAGGGAUGGUCACUUCCAAAUGAACAGCCUUCAAAAAAAACAGUUAUACAAGAAUUCUGCAUGUCCUUUCCGAUGCCCCAAUUGCGGUCAGCGUUUUGAAACUGAAAACUUAGUGGUUGAACAUAUGUCAAACUGCCUGGAGCAAGAUCUAUUCAAGAACUCCAUGAUGGAAGAGAACGAGAGGGAUCACAGACGUAAGCAUUUCUGCAAUCUUUGUGGGAAAGGAUUUUAUCAGCGUUGCCACUUGCGGGAACACUAUACCGUUCAUACCAAGGAAAAACAGUUUGUUUGUCAGACAUGUGGGAAGCAGUUCUUAAGAGAGCGCCAGUUGCGGCUCCACAAUGAUAUGCACAAAGGCAUGGCCAGGUAUGUCUGUUCCAUUUGUGAUCAAGGAAACUUCCGAAAACAUGACCAUGUACGGCAUAUGAUAUCUCACUUAUCAGCUGGAGAGACUAUAUGCCAGGUCUGCUUUCAGAUAUUCCCAAAUAAUGAGCAACUGGAGCAGCACAUGGAUGUUCAUCUGUAUACAUGUGGAGUAUGUGGAGCAAAAUUUAAUUUGAGGAAAGAUAUGAGAUCUCACUAUAAUGCCAAGCAUUUGAAAAGAACAUAAGCGUAAACAUACUGUUAAAGCAUUAAGCUGGCAGCAGAGAGAACACCAAAGCAAGGCGUACAGUAUAGUAGACAAAAAUUGAAAAACAAUAAAAAAUUGAGAAUAAGUCUCUUUUUUUAUUAUUUUUUUAAGACCCUCCUAACCAUAGGUGUCUAUUUAGGCUUAUUAAGUAUAUAGCUUUGAAAAGCAUUAUGUGUUUAAGUAUUACAUUUUCACUGUUUCCUAAUAUCAGUUUCUGUUCUUAAUUUUAUUGUUUUACUAAGUAGAUAUACAAAUCAUUAUUUUUAAACUGUAGAUUAAAAGCACAAUGUUACCCCUUCACUGACUGCUAUUAAACAGUUCUCAGAUCCAUGUCCAUUAAGAUGAGUGCUUUAAUAUUUCCACGUGUUAUUUCUUCAUGUGAAAAUUUUAGAUCACAGCGAUUAACGUGCAAGAGCAUAACUGUUCAUAAUCCUCAGUUAAUUUUCAAAAUGAAAAAAAAACCAUGAAUACCAAGAAAUAAUCCUUUGCUUUUUGACUUGGCUGUAAGGGCAGGGCUGGCUGUCCUGGUCCUCUGCUCCUUGGUUUCGUUGGAACCUGUAUCCCAGGGGUGAGAGCGCGUAGGGUCAGUUAAACUUUGCAGACUUGGACUGGUGUGCACAAAGGGAGAGGGAGUUGGUGACUGUUGGGAUAACCAAGGAGUUCCCAGCAGAGCGGUCUUUUUCCAGACUUGAAGUCCUAGGAGAACUGUACAACGGACUUUGGCCUUUCAUUUUCUAUCUGUACCGACGUGGGUGUGUAUAACCUACUUGUUCUGAUACACAAGGGAAGAGUGGCUGUGGUGGGUUGCUAGGAAUGCGGAACGGUGAUGUGCACUGAAGACUGCGUUUCUCAGCCUAGCUGUAAAUGGUGCCUUGCUGCUUGUGUUGGAAAGUUAAAAAGUGGGAUGGGUGUGAAGAUAGUCCCAUUGCUUGGGUGGGGA